AUGCGUCCACAUACCUCCGCGGACGACGUCUUUUCACAGAAAAUCGAGCUGAUCAAAGAGAUCCGCAAACUCUGCGAUGGACCACCCGAAUACAUGUACGCAGACCUGUGGCAGGGCGUCUUCUGGUCCAUGCUAUGGACCCAAGACGCCGGAUUUCUCAAGGACAUCAUCCGCAGACUGGAGAACCCGGCUACGAGGUUCGACUUGAUGGAGCGCGAACUCAUGACUGCCGUAGAUGGUUUCCCCAAGUUGCUCCGUAUCUGCACGGCGGACCCCCGGAUCUGCCACAUCUUCCCCUUCGCGGCCAAAAAGCACUACGAAUCCGUCCGCACUCAGCUGCGAGCCAUCAAACUAUUCCUGGGACCUCAAGUCUUUAGAAGUCUCGUCCAUAAGCUCGGCAUUCCCAACAACGAGAUCGACAGCCUCGCCAACGUCCUGUCUUUGAAUGCCCAGUUGCACAAGUAUUGGGUCGACGGGCGCUUUGCGCUGGAACCGCUCGGCGCACCGACGUUGGAAGAGCUCCCGGAGGAUCACCCAGAUUACGAAAACGAAGAAGACCCCGAGAAGGACGAAACCCGAGCGUCAAAGAGACAGAAAAGACGGCCGCAGAAGCGGUGGUAUCUGAAGUUGCGAUUCGAGUGGAUGAGGCAGACGGACUUGGCCAAUGCCCAAGAGGAAAUGGAUUUCGACACCGACCCUAGGAAGCACUGGAAAGAAACCGGGAACGUUUGUUACGACCACUACAAUGUGAAGACUGCUCGUCCCAUAGAAAAUGGGCACAUCGUCGAGAUCUUUGCGAACGAAAGCCUGGCCAAGGUCUUCGGGCGCACGUGA
Molecule: messenger RNA, 834 nt
Organism: Colletotrichum karsti
Lineage: Eukaryota; Fungi; Ascomycota; Sordariomycetes; Glomerellales; Glomerellaceae
Exons: 3
Coding region: 1-834 (277 amino acids)
Source: RefSeq, a predicted model, not a curated record